Messenger RNA from Chrysoperla carnea, 1207 nucleotides. RefSeq names its product extradiol ring-cleavage dioxygenase-like. The coding region runs from base 63 to 1013 and encodes 316 amino acids. The transcript is spliced from 2 exons. Lineage: Eukaryota; Metazoa; Arthropoda; Insecta; Neuroptera; Chrysopidae. Gene Ontology annotation, molecular function: ferrous iron binding; oxidoreductase activity, acting on single donors with incorporation of molecular oxygen; zinc ion binding. The record is from RefSeq and is a predicted model, not a curated record.
AAAAUUAACAUGGUUAGCUUAUAGUGCUUAUAAUAAAAUAAUUUAUAUUGAGAAAUGAUGUAAUGCGAUGUUUAUUGUCUGAAAGUUUAUUGAUAAAUAAAUAUAAUUUUGCUGUAUUUAUGGGAGUUUUAUUAAGUUUAUUUUAUUGUAUGGUUUUCAAUAGUUAUAAAGCAAUGUCACCUGUAAAGAAAACACCUGUUUAUUUUUUCUCUCAUGGAGGACCUACUUUUAUGUAUGAAGAUGAAGAAGGUGGGGAUAGUGGAGCCUACAGAAAAGUGCAAUAUAUUGGUAAAGAAAUUACUGAAAAAGUGAAACCAAAGGGAAUAGUUAUAUUUUCAGCACAUUGGCAAGCGUCCAAAGAUGAGGUAGAAGUGAAUACAAGUACGGAUUCUGAUCUUAUUUACGAUUUUUAUGGAUUUCCAAAAUAUAUGUAUGAAGAAACCUUUGAACAUAGUGGAUCCGCAGAAAUUGCUAACAAAGUAUUAGAUUUAUUUGAGAAAAAUGGAAUCAAAGCUAAACCAACGAAACGUUCAAUUGAUCAUGGUGUUUGGGUACCAUUUAAGGUUGCUUUUGAUCCAAAUACAAAUCCAUUACGUUGUCCAAUAGUUCAAGUCUCGUUAUAUGAUAAUGAAAAUCCUGAAAAACAUUAUGCGUUGGGUCAAGCGUUAGCACCAUUACGUGAAGAAGGAAUUGUGAUUAUUGGUUCUGGAAUGUCUGUACAUAAUUUACGUGAUUUAUUUAGACUGAGAAGUGAUAAACCAACAGAUUAUGCUAUAUCAUUUGAUGAAGCCUUGAAAGAUGCUGUAACCUUGUAUACUGGUGAAAGUAGGAAACAAGCUUUAAUUGAUAUUUGUGAACGACGAGAUGCACGUAAAGCGCAUCCCACUUUUGAUCAUUUAUUCCCAAUUCAUAUUGCAGCUGGGGCUGCUGGUGAUGAUUCAGCGAAACGAUUGUAUUCAAAUCAAGUAGGAUCUAUGGCUUGGGGUCAGUUUAGAUUCGGUGCUGUUGAAUAGUGUCUCGAAUCAAUGCCAAUUUUGAUUCUUUAAAGUUAGAUGAAAAUUAAAGAGAUUAUAUCAUAUUCGUUGGUAUGCAGAAAGGAUAGCACGCUUAUAUAAUGUGAUGGCUUAUCAAAGCAGUUAUUUCAUUAAGAAAUGCGAAUUACGAAUUUAAGUGUAAUUUAUGAAAUAUGUUAGUUAAAGUAUUUGCA